UUCAAGCAUUAGUUUUGACACAGAGUAUUAUCUUACUUAACACAGCAAUUCAUAUUAGUUUCUCAUGAAGCACUUGAUCCAAAUUCUCAUCUUCAUCGCCAAAUGCUGCAGCUUCUGCAACCCGAAAGAAGAAAAAGGACUGAGCAACUUUUGAUCAGGGUUUGGGGUUCAAGGCUCGUCUAUUCUGUCCAACAUCAGAUCAAAUUACAAGAAGCAACAAUCAAGAAAAGAGAGAAAGGAGGAGUAUUGGACCAGCAAUCAAAGAAUCGAGAGAUGAAUUCGCUGAAGAAGGGUUCUUUUCGUCCUCUGGGGCUGCUGCUUGGCUCUCUACUUGUCCCAUAUCUUAUCAGGAUUGGAUGCUACGGAGAUGAAGAAAGGGGAAAAGGCAGCAGCAGCAGCAGCCAAAAAAUUGGGAUGGACGAGAAUUUUGAAGUUGGAGUUGGGGUUGGGUGCUAUCUGCAACCCAUGUAAAGUUGUGGAGUGAUUUGCAAUUAAUCUGUUAAAUGUUAUUGUGCCAACAUUGGAAUGGACAUCAAAGUCUAGUGUAGGCCGACCACUUCUGCAACAAAACCGCUGAACUUUAACAAUUCAUUCCUCGUUCUUCUCACUCUUUCCGCAUCGUCAUUUUCACCACUCCCAGCCCCAGUUCCCCUCUUCUUCUCCUUCUCCAUUUCCCCAUUCCUCCUCUCAAUCAGAACUACAGGGAAAUUACAUUAUACAUGACCAAACGCGGAAGGUGGCUCAUGAUUUUGGGAUACGGGCAGUGCCCAUUCUGAUGAUGGGGGGGCUAAUUCUAAUUUUCAAAACUACAGGGAAGCACUUCUGAGAACGUCAUAUUUUAAAGGAGUUCAGUGUAAUUAACCCAUCGAAGUUUUGGCGGAGCAGGAGACCCGCCAAAUUGCCACCUUCCGAACAUAUCAUUGCUAGGGUUCUGCUGCUGCUGAUGCGACGGUCCUUCUGAUGAGGUCAGUGAUUUCUAGUACGCUGGUCUUCAAUUAGGACUCUGUUAGUUUCAUUGAUUAAUCGAAAUAUGCGUUCCAAACUGACUAAAAAUGCAAUCUUUGAAGCUGACAACUCACUUGAAGUCUCUCUUAGAGAAGCUUUUCAGCUUCUGGAGCCCCAACUCAGACCCCCUUUUCCUUUAAAACUUCCAACUCAAGAAGAGUACUUCAACCUGAACAAAGCAAUUCUUUGUGGAAUUUUAUGUGAACCCCACUUGGUCAGAGUCCACAUUAAGCACUUACAUGCUAUUGUCACUGAUGGCUACACUUAUUUUAUAUCCAUGCUUAUCAAGAUUGUUAAUGAGUUGUAUGCCAAACUCGUUGAUUCAGUGAAAACUCAGUUGAUUUGGGUGACGUGUGAAAUGGUGAAUGUGUUGGGAGUUGGAUUUGAUGGUUUAUUGGUGGCCCUUUUGAGGCAAAUUGUUGGUGGUGACUUUAGCGGAGGAAAUUUGUGGUUGUGUUUUGAGAUGGUUAGUCUCUUUAGGGACAAAUGGGAUUGUUUGUUGGAGGAUGAACCUCUAGUUUUGACCAGUGCUUUAUAUGUGUUUCUUCGUUUAUUGGCCGAUCAUUGUAGGUUGCCAAAUGACUCAAAAGUUGAAACCUUGAAGAGGCUUGAAAUUGAUUUUUGCAUUAGGAUGUUAAGGGAGAAAUUUGGUUUGUGUUUGAAGAUUGGAAGAGAUCUUGUUCGGCUUUUACAGGACUUGGUUCAUGUACCUGAGUUUCGCUCAAUUUGGAAAGACUUGUUAUUGAACCCUGGUGUGUUUCAGACUGAUGCAUUUUUAGAUAUCUCACAGCUCUACCUUUCAAGGACUUCUAGUAGGUAUUUUCUGCUGCGGAUAACUCCUGAAAUGGAGAACCAGUUGAGGUUCUUGCUAACGCAUGUUAAAUUGGGAAAUCAAAAGAGGUACCAAGUUUGGUUUGCAAAGAAGUUUCUUGGUGUCCCCGAGAGGGAGACUCUUCUAACUGACAUUGUUAGGUUUAUUUGCUGUGGACAUCAUCCACCUAAUGAGAUUAUCCAGUCAGACAUCAUCCCUAGGUGGGCUGUCAUAGGCUGGUUGCUAAAAUCUUCCCAGAGGAAUUAUGUCGAAGCAAAUGUUAAGCUUGCCUUAUUCUAUGAUUGGCUUUUCUUUGAUGAGAAGGUAGAUAAUAUAAUGAACAUUGAGCCUGGGAUAUUGCUAAUGAUAAAUUCCAUUCCUAGUUAUGUUGACAUAACUCAUACUCUUCUAGAAUUUCUCUUGAUGCUGGUGGAAGACUAUGACAUUGAAAGAAAAGAUGUAAUUGUCAAAGGGGUAUCUUCAGCUUUCACUUUUCUUGUUCGAAAAGGUGUGGUUCGAUCUCUUGAUGCUUUGACUUGUUCUGAUGUGAUCUCUCCUUUUCUCAAGCAAUUGUUUGAAAAAAUCUUCAAAGACAUGUUAGCAAGCCUUUCUGAGAGGGCAGUUGCCAGUCUUCCGCUUAAACCAUUUUCUGCCCCUUCUUAACUGAGUCUGUUCUUAUCACCACCUUUUUGGAUAGUCUGAGGCUCAAGACAUGCUUUUAAGAUGCAUUGAGUGAUGAUGGUGGUGAUGUUUUUGUUUCAUCUUUAUGUGAAGAAGAUGGAGGUUUGAGCCUGUCAGAAGUGGUUGGUCAUGCUUCACAGGCGAACAAAUUGGAAUAGGAUUAUCCAAACUAUCGCCAUGGAAUUGAAGAAGUCAAGUGACAUUCUCCUUGAAGGUAAUUCAUUUUGAUUAAGGUCUUGUAUUCUGUUAGAUUAUACCUUCUUUCUGUUAGAUUAAGCACAACCCACCACUUCCUCCGCCACCUCAAUCUGCCUCUGCUGCAAUCCCUUGUCCCAACUCCCCGACUUUAGCUCCCCUUGGGGGUCUGGAAAGGACGACAGUGGAACGUAGGAAAUUCACGUCUCCUAUUGAAUUACUGUAGGAAAAAUAUAUUAAAAGCCUACUUGAUUGUACGAAUGUGCCGUUGGGUAUUAAUGUUGCGGUGGAGAAAAUGUUACUCCACCCUUGCCAUCACUGCAAAUUCUCAGAUUGCGGAAUAUGCACGGUUGGGCCAAAUUGACAAUGCCCGAAGGGUUUUUGAUCAAAUGCCCCACAAAGGUGUUGUCUCCUGGAAUUCCAUUAUUGCCGGCUACUUCCAAAACAAACAGCCUAGCGAAGCCCAGAGCCUCUUUGAUCAAAUGUCCGAUAGAAAUUUAGUUUCUUGGAAUGGACUGAUUUCAGGCUAUGUAAAGAAUGGGAUGGUGGACGAAGCCAGAAAGGUUUUUGAUGAGAUGCCCGAAAGGAAUGUUGUCUCGUGGACUGCAAUGGUUAGAGGGUAUGUGGAGGAGGGGCUGGUAUCAGAGGCUGAGGCUCUCUUUUGGCAAAUGCCUGAAAAGAAUGUGGUUUCGUGGACUGUCAUGUUGGGUGGGUUGAUACAACAGGGUAGACUGGAGGAGGCACAGAGGCUUUAUGAUAUGAUGCCCGUGAAGGAUGUGGUGGCAAGAACAAGUAUGAUUGGUGGGUUGUGUCAGGAAGGUCGGUUGGGUGAAGCUCGAGAGAUUUUUGACAAUAUGCCCCAUAGAAAUGUGUUCUCCUGGACUUCAAUGAUCUCAGGAUAUGCACAAAAUGGGAAGGUGGAUUUGGCUAGGAAGCUUUUUGAGGUCAUGCCUGAGAAGAAUGAGGUGUCAUGGACUGCUAUGCUGAUGGGAUACAUUCAGAGUGAAAGAAUUGAAGAGGCAUUGGAGCUCUUCGAUGCAAUGCCUAUUAAAUCAAUUGUUGCUUGUAAUGCAAUGAUACUUGGGUUAGGCAAGAAUGGGAAGGUCACUAGAGCGAGGAGGAUAUUUGAUUCCAUGAGGGUGAAGGAUGAUGCUGCAUGGAAUGCAAUGAUUAAGGUUUAUGAGAGAAAAGGGUUUGAUUUGGAGGCCUUUGAUAUGUUUCGCUGUAUGCAAAGACAAGGUCUUAGACUGAACUUCCCAUCAUUGAUAAGUGUGCUUUCUGUGUGUGCUAGUCUUGCAAGUGUCGAUCAUGGUAGGCAGAUUCAUGCUCAGUUGCUCAGAUCAAAAUUCGAUGAUGAUGUAUAUGUUUCCUCUGUAUUGAUAACAAUGUAUGUGAAAUGUGGCGACCUUAUCAAAGCAAAGCAAGUAUUUGACAGAUUUUCUCUGAAGGAUGUAGUCAUGUGGAAUUCUAUAAUAACAGGAUAUGCCCAACAUGGCUUAGCAGAUGAAACCCUGCAAGCAUUCCGUGAAAUGUGUUCUCUAGGCAUUGCAGCAGAUGCUGUUACUUUUGUUGGAGUUCUCUCAGCUUGCAGUUACACUGGAAAAGUCAAAGAAGGGAAAGAAAUCUUUGAGGCUAUGAAAUCCAAAUAUUUGGUAGAUCCUGGAACUGAACACUAUGCUUGUAUGGUUGAUCUGCUUGGCCGAGCUGGUCAUUUGGUUGAGGCUAUGGAUAUGAUUAACAAGAUGCCAGUAGAAGCAGAUGCAAUUGUUUGGGGUUCUUUCAUGGCAGCAUGUAGGAACCACAUGAACUUGGACUUGGCAGAAGUGGCAGCAAAGCAACUUCUGCAGCUUGAGCCACAAAAUGCCGGACAUUAUGUUCUGCUUUCCAAUAUUUUUGCCUCUAAGGGCAAAUGGGGGGAUGUAGCAAAGCUGAGGAAGCACAUGCGGUUGAGGAAAGUUAGCCGCUCGCCUGGUUGUAGCUGGAUUGAGGUUGAUAAGAAAGUGCAUAUGUUUACUGGUGGUGAGCACAUGCCGCAUCCAGAGCAUCCAAUGAUUGUCGAGAAGUUAGAGAGCUUAGCUGCAUUGCUAAGGGAAGCCGGAUAUGUCCCUGAUGGCAGCUUCGUCCUGCAUGAUUUGGAUGAAGAAGAGAAGGUACGAAGCCUGGGACAUCACAGUGAAAAGUUGGCUAUUGCAUAUGGACUUCUGAAGUUGCCUGGCGGAAUGCCCAUAAGGGUAAUGAAAAACCUCCGAGUUUGUGGAGACUGCCAUGUUGCUAUAAAGUUAAUUUCAAAAGUUACAGGAAGACUAAUUAUUUUAAGGGAUGCAAAUAGAUUUCAUCAUUUUAAGGACGGAGUAUGCUCUUGCAAUGAUUACUGGUGAACCUUGAAAAGUCAUUCUGGUAGCUUUGCAGAGAAUUGGUCAGAGCAUGACCUGUGCCUGCCUAAAGACAGAUUUUGUCAUAUGGAUAUGCGCAACUGCUUGCCAUAAUGCUGCUUAUAAUUGUGAUUAUAUGUCCUUUAGCAUGGUCACUGCUGAUUUAUGCAACUUUGGCUGAAAAAUAUAUUUGAGCAGCAGCUGUGAGCUGCUUGUCUUCUCAUGAUGACUGAAAACAAACGUCAUACUUGAUGGAGGGAGGGCUUUUGGUGCUGAAGACCCAAAAAACAAUUGAAGUGGUGAUGUGGCCACCAAAGAUAGGCUGCCUUUAAUUCCUUGAUGGUGCAACCAAGUUUUACAGUAAAGGUUUGCUUAUUUCUGAAUAUUCUGCUCUACAUGUGUUCAGGAGAGCUGUUCAAGAAGAGCUUUUGGUCAUUUUUGGAUUCCCAAGUGGAGUGAGCUCUGUCAACGACCACAAGCUGAAUUUGAGCUCGUGCACCCAAUGAGCAACUAAAGCCUGUGCACAAGAACAUGGGGUUAGAUUAAUCAUGGCCUGUGCGUCAGAUUUGUUACGUACUUGGAUCCCAUCCGCUCAUACUACAGUGCAUGGCUGCGACAUUGAUGUCAGAUGAGAUUGUGGGCUAUGAAAAUUGUUUAAUUAUUGAAUGCUACAUACAUAAUUUGUUUGAGUUUCGUGCUCUAGAAAGAAUAUAUUAUAGUUCAAGAAACUUGCAACUUUUUUUUUUCUUCUUAGCCGGAGCCCAGAAACUUGCAAGUUGAUACGAGCUAUUACUAGCUACAACUUGAAAGAAAGUAACGUUUGGCCUUAUAAUUGUUCUUUAGCCGUUACAUUGAAAGGUCAUCAAUUUCUUAGUCCUGAAAACAAUGUUGAUUGCUUUAUCAUUUUCUUUUCC
This is a messenger RNA of Coffea arabica (coffee), 5978 nucleotides long. The record is from RefSeq and is a predicted model, not a curated record. Lineage: Eukaryota; Viridiplantae; Streptophyta; Magnoliopsida; Gentianales; Rubiaceae.